Molecule: messenger RNA, 2560 nt
Organism: Heterotrigona itama
Lineage: Eukaryota; Metazoa; Arthropoda; Insecta; Hymenoptera; Apidae
Source: the annotation of a GenBank genome assembly
AUGAAUAUUACAUUAAAAGAAUUUAUAUCGCGGAAAUGUCGAAAGAAGGUUAUUUCUUUGGAAUCAUAUGGUGAGGAAGAAAAAGAAGUAGAAGAUAUCGAAGAGGAAGAAAGUGAAAUAAUAGAGAAAUUAGCUUUUGAAGAUAUUCUUGCUGAUAAACGUCGUAAAUACAGCGUUAAAGAAGAAUUCAUUUACCUCCUUUACAAUGACAUUUUGAAAUAUUUUGUAAUAGAGUGGGAUGGUAAGUAUUUAAGAAAACCUGAGAAGAUAUUGGAAGUUGAUUCUAGAAGUUCAUAUUGUAAGGAAGAUAUUGGUAAAGGACGAGAUCACAAAGCUGCAAAUGAAUUAGAAGAAAACAAUAAUAAUUCCAAAGAGUAUAAUAACGAUACAGAUAAAUCAAACUCUAUUUCGUCCUGGAAAUUAACAUUGCCUGAUGAAUUUGCAAAUAUAAGGUUCAUUAGUAAUAAUACGUACAGUGGUCGUAUUAGUAGAAAAAUGAUGGAAGGUGAAGGCGUAUAUAGAUGGUCCAAUGGUGUUCAAUACAAAGGAGAAUUCGAACAAAAUCUUAUGCACGGCAAAGGUUUACUAGAAUGGAACAAUGUUUGUUGGUAUGAAGGUGAUUUUAUGAAUGGCUAUCGACAUGGUAGAGGAAUUAUGGUGGAUGGGGAAAAUCGUUACAUGUAUACUGGCCAGUGGUAUAUGGGUCAAAGACAUGGAAAAGGUUACUCUCGUUACCGUGACAAUGGUUCAUACGAUGGCGAUUGGGUAAUGAACGAAAUGAACGGAAUUGGAUUACGAAUUUAUCCAAGCGGUGCUCGUUAUGUGGGUCAGUGGAAAAAUGGCAUACGCGACGGAAUCGGUACUAUGGUCUGGUCUAAUGGAAAUCUUUAUCGUGGGGGAUGGAAAUGCGGUGCAAUGAAUGGAUAUGGAGAAUACGUAUGGAAUGGAUUUUUUAAUAAAACGUUUACUUGGCCACAAGAAGCAUCAUACAAAGGUUAUUGGCGUCAUGGAAUGCGUCAUGGCGAAGGAAGUAACGGGGAAAAGUUCGAGUCUGAUCCAUUAUUUUUAAAUGACAUUUUGCACGCUUCUAACGUCGUGAUCGAUAAUUUAGAAAAUGAAAUAGAAACAAAGGAUGAAAAAGAAUGCGCGUGUACAGUCAAAGAAAUAAAACCAUUAUUUAUUGAGAAACCUGACCAAUUAACAGAAACCUUGGCAACUCCUAUUCUGAAACCAGAACAGUUUCUACAUUUAUUUUAUUAUAUAGCUCGUCUACUAGAUCCAAAGAGUUUGGAACUAUCUCCUGUACUUUCGACUUCAUCUGGAAAAUGUUACAGUUGUGAAAACGAAUCCUGUUCUUGUUUGACACAUUCAGUUUCAAUCGAUACAAUUACAAGUGAACAGAAUGAUGUUUCGCAAACAAAUGUAUCUAAAGAGAUGAUAGACUCUAAUUGGAAAUAUGAAGAACGCUGGACAUACAAUUGUUUAAUGUUUCAUAUGUUUCGUUUACGUCAAAUUUACAAUGAUUAUGCGAAAUUAUUUGCCAAGUCAGCGCCAAAAUGCAAUCUUGCAAUGAGUAGAUUGUGUUUAUGGCAGUUAUGGAGGGAUUGUGGCAUUCAUGAAAAAGGAUUUAGCCUCGUUGAAAUUGAUAAUUAUAUUGCAAAAAAUGAAACUACUGGGAUAAAAGAUCCUCAUUAUCCAUUCGAAAAGAUUGAAAUCUGGCAAUUUUUACAUGCGUUGUUAGAAGCUUCAUGGCAUUUGUAUACUAAACAGAACGACAUAGAAAUUGAAGAAAUGAAUGGAAAACUCGCCGGAAGUUUGCACAGAUUUUUAAAAAAUGAUGUAUACCCUCAUGCUGGCAAUCAUAUUGGUAAUUUAUGCCACGAGAAUCAGGAUUUACUGCCUAUGUACUGUGUCUUUGAAUUGUAUCGACAAAUUGGAUAUCCACCUUCUGCGAGAGAUCUUCUUCGAGUAACGUGCGUUUCAAAAGCUAAUGAAUUAUUGAUCUUUGGACAACUAGGAAUUUCAAAGAUGACAGAAAUUAUGACGCUAAUAUGCCCUGGAAUAAAAGACACAAGCAGUGGUAUAAUUAUAAAUAUGGAUUAUAAGCUAACUUUUCUUGAAUUCUAUGAAAUAAUACUAGAGGCAACAAAGGAGUUACUCUCUUUAAAAAAGAAGAUCGUGAAAUUAUUGCAUAGGAAAAAGAUUGGUGAAGAAAUAGCUUCAUUCAAAACCAAUAAUUCACAAAGAAGAGAUGAUUCUAAAGUUAGUGAACAGUUUUCGAUUAAGAAGAAUUCUAAAAUCAAGAAAAAAAACUAAUAUAAUUUGUUAAGAUAAUAAUAAAAUCUAGUUUCAUUUCUGUCGUGCGGAUCAUAUUAAACUUCUAAUUUACUUCACACUGAACAUUCGAAACGAUCAGAAUUAUGUUAAACAAAAUUGAGCAAUUCUUACUGCAUUUUUAGUUUAAACAUAUUCAUAGUAUGCAAAAUUGCAAUUAAACUAAAAGAUACCAAGAAAUAACAAUUAAUAAAUUAGAAUUUCAUGGGUAUGUUUUUAGAUUUAA